This is a messenger RNA of Cylindrotheca closterium, 1479 nucleotides long. Lineage: Eukaryota; Bacillariophyta; Bacillariophyceae; Bacillariales; Bacillariaceae. The record is from the annotation of a GenBank genome assembly.
AUGAGAUGCACCAAAUUGCAGCUGCUGGCAAUUUGCACGCUGAGCAUUCUUCAGCUUACUUUUCUGUUCCAGCUGAAUGAUAGUGGUUACCGUUCCAGCACAUUGUCCUUUGCACCUUUCGAGUACCAUAAUGGUCGAGCUCGAACAUCCGAGUCAUCAAACAGAAAAUCGUUGCUAUCGGAUUACGAAAAUGUGUGGACGCUGGAUAAAGAAGAUUGUCAAUCAGCAGCUCGGGCUCCCAUGGUUAAGAAUCCACUCGAGAUGGACGAAAAUUCAUUUCAACCGAAACACCAAGCAUCAAGCAUUAUUGAAAAAGCCCAAGAAAUGCAGAGAGCACAAUAUAAUCGGUCCUCCUUCACUCAUUUUCGCAACAAUACGAGAUGGCAAGAGUGCCUUUCGGAGGCAUAUCACUCCAAAACUCCCCCAUCUUCUGAUGGCAAAAGUAGACUCAUUCAUAGAUUCUCGCAUUCCGAUAUGGACGUUGUGAUCCCCACAGCUCGGCUUACCUGCCUCAACCCGAUGGCGAUUCGAAAUCUCAAUUACUUUCAAGGACCAAGACGCAUAUUCAUCAUCACCCCUUUUGAUGUGUCACUUUGUAGCAUAUUUGAAGCGAUGGCCGAAAAUAUCGUUUGUAUUCCAGAAUCCAGCUUCGCCGGUCAUCUUUCGGUUGAGAAUGUCACAGAGAUGAUACCAGAAGAACUCAAAGCUGGAAAGAAAAGAGCCGGAUGGUAUUUUCAACAGUUCAUUAAACUUGGAGUUUCUCAAUGGAUUGACGACUUGAGCGAAUACUACAUUGUCUGGGACGGAGAUUUUAUCCCCAUCAACGGACGACCAUGGGUAUAUCAGAGGUCCAAUCAAACCUUCCUCUCAACGGACUUGGGCAUUGGUGGUGGCAACAAUAAUAUCCAUUUGAGUAUGUCGUGUUAUAAGCAAACCUACAUGAAUUUUUUUGGUAAUCCUGGCCACGUUGCACCGGAUGAAACAUCGCAUGUAGUGCAUCAAAUGGUGAUGCGCAAGAACGAGGUUAUUCAUAUGUUGGUAGAGAUGACUGCACGAAAGACAAACUACACCCGAGAUAACAACAUAUUGGGACCACCCGCGACUGUAUGGGCGGGUGCUAUCAUCGCAUCAGUUGUCGAAAGUUUCCAUUUACCGAUUCGGCAUAAGCGCAAGAGAUGCGACAAAGUCGGGUUUUCAGAAUACCAUUCCUAUGCUUCCUUUGUCCAUGACAUCUACGGCACAGCUGCUGUUUGUCAGAAUCCAACCAUAGCAUUUCAUCGAACAUGGGGACCCAUGAUGCCGCAACAAACAAGGAGAAGUAAAGAUACCAUCGGUGCCUGUUGUCCCACCGAAGAAUGGCUCUGUGAUAAAGUGCAACAACUUGGAGAAGAUAUAACAUAUGUUGGCGUAGAGCUGGGCCAAACAGACGGUGUAGAUACCUGUGGAUGGAAAAGCAACGACUCCCCAAUCUACCCUUGA